Molecule: messenger RNA, 1230 nt
Organism: Talaromyces amestolkiae
Lineage: Eukaryota; Fungi; Ascomycota; Eurotiomycetes; Eurotiales; Trichocomaceae
Exons: 2
Coding region: 1-1230 (409 amino acids)
Source: RefSeq, a predicted model, not a curated record
AUGUACAUAUUCUCCGAUCUGACCGCCUUCGGCAGUAUUAUUAAACGCCGCCGCGACGCGAUUCAAUUAAUUGUUCCUGAUCAAGCUCUCUGCACGAUAGAUUUGGGCUUUUCUUUACCCCGUCCCUUAAUUUCCGAAGAAAUGGCUAAAGAAGUUGAUACCGAUCCCACCGUCGCUACCCUCGACGUCGACAAUGAGAACUACGAUUCCGAAGAAGACUCCGACUUCCAACUCGACGAAGCCGACGUUGCAGGCGAAGACUCAGGCCUUUCCUCAGAAGACGAAGAUGAAGAAGAAGCAGACCAUACCCGAUCGAAUAAGAAACGGAAACUCGAUGUUACACAUAAGCCUAGCAUAAAGAAACGAAAACCUCGCAAUGACGAUGAAAUGGAACUAGAUUCUGGGGAUGAGGCUACGAUAUCGAAAGCGAAGAACAAAAAGAAAAAGAAGAAGGCCGCUGGAGAUGAAGAUGAGGACGAUGUGGACAUUGAGCUUUCGGAGGGCGAAGGGGGAGGAUUUGUCAAGACUAGAGCUAUGAGGAUGAAGAUGCAGGAAGAUCGAAGACCUCUUGCAAAGAUAGACGGUGCAACUAUCGACGUCGAUGCGUUAUGGGAUAUGAUGAAUGCUCCAAACUCGGAUUCUGGUCUUCUACAAAGUCAGAAACCUGUAGUUACGGAAGAGCCAGUCGACGAACCGUCCGUAAUCCAGGAAACCGAAAAAGCUACAGAUGCGCCGACACACGAUAAACUACCUUCCGAGGACAUGAUAAAGAUCAAACGAACAUAUAAAUUCGCCGGAGAAAUCCACACAGAAGAGAAACUGGUCCCUCGCGACUCGGCCGAAGCGAAACUCUACCUGGCAGAAACCGCCGGCACGAAAUCAAGCGGUUCAGAAGAUGUCUCACAGGGCGAAACAGUCGUCAUACAAUUACGACGACCCGUCAGAAAGAUAUCGCGCUUCGAUCCCAACCCUACAGGCAUCAUCAAAAAGAGCUGGGAGAAACAAGCGGUGCAAGCUGUGUCGGGAGACGAACUCAAAGGCCCUAAACUCAAUACCGUCGAAAAGUCAAAGCUUGACUGGGCGCAAUACGUUGAUCAAACUGGUAUUCAGGAUGAACUCAAUGUGCACAGCAAGGCCAAAGAGGGUUACCUGGGUCGCAUGGAUUUCUUGAACAAAGUCGAUGCGAUCAGGGAGGAAGAGAGGAGAACUAUUCGGCUCAAGGGGUUAUGA